Molecule: messenger RNA, 528 nt
Organism: Dissoconium aciculare CBS 342.82
Lineage: Eukaryota; Fungi; Ascomycota; Dothideomycetes; Mycosphaerellales; Dissoconiaceae
Product: trafficking protein particle complex subunit 2
Exons: 3
Coding region: 1-528 (175 amino acids)
Biological process (GO): endoplasmic reticulum to Golgi vesicle-mediated transport
Cellular component (GO): TRAPP complex; nucleus; cytoplasm
Source: RefSeq, a predicted model, not a curated record
AUGUCGUACUACUUUUCGAUAAUUGGCACGCGCGACAACCCGCUGUUUGAAGCAGACUUUGGCACAUCCAAGGUCGGCGGCGACGGCAUCGCAAGAUUCCGGGAUGAAGCCAAGCACAUGAAUCAAUUCAUUGUCCAUGCCGCGUUAGAUCUGGUCGAGGAAGCACAAUGGUCAACGAAGGACCUAUAUCUCAAGCGAGUCGACACUUUCCAAAACAACCACAUGCAUUGUUUCCUUACGGGUGGAAACGUCAAAUUCAUGUUGUUGAUGAAUCCGGAUCCGGCAUCGACACCUUACUCGGCGCAUCCGACUGCGCCUCCUUCACGGCCAUCGACCGCGCGGCAGAGUAUGUUGUUGGCGAGUAAUCCAAGCAGUCCCCAAACGGAAGAUGCAGUUCGACAAUUCAUGCUGGAGGUGUAUGAAGCCUGGACCAAGUGUAUCAUGAAUCCCUUCUAUGAUGUGAACCAAACAGUGACUAGCCCGGUCUUUCGCGGACGCGUCUUGACUGCUGCAAAGAAGUACCUAUGA